Messenger RNA from Penicillium atrosanguineum, 273 nucleotides. RefSeq names its product MFS general substrate transporter. Bases 1 to 273 code for a protein of 90 amino acids. The record is from RefSeq and is a predicted model, not a curated record. Lineage: Eukaryota; Fungi; Ascomycota; Eurotiomycetes; Eurotiales; Aspergillaceae. The transcript has a single exon.
AUGGCUUCAAUCACCGGCACGGAGAACCAUCUCCCCAAGCUUUCCAGAUUCAUCACCACCCACGAUGCCGAUGCCAAGGCGGUCUUCCACAAAGGCCUGUCAGAGGAUAUGCCUGUUUCAGUUGUCGACGGAUACGGUUACACUUUCUGUCUCGCAUACGCAACGAACAAGUUCCCCGUCCGAAUUCAAGAGGAAGAGGACGUUCAUACUUAUUCUGAAUACCUCGCCAACCCCCCGGCUUGGUCAGCAUGUCUGGAACGGUUUGCCGCAUAG